UGUGAAGACUAAAGAGGUCCGAAGACAGAGAAAUUAGCACUUCUCAGUUCUCCUUUUGAUGUUCAAAAAGGAGGCCUUUGCAUCAGACCGAAUACUUAUUGAUUUAUUAAUGCUCUGCUUUUUGGUCUACUGAGGGCGCUACAUAUCAUACCAUUACCAUUAUCCAGCAUGGCGGACGACGUGGCUAAAGGAGUGUCCAAUCUGACGAUGGGAGACGGCAAAAAGGAGGCGAAAACUUCAGGAAAAGGAGAUAAGAAGAAGAAGGAGAAGAAGAGUAAAGCUGUUCCUGAUGCUGCCGCAGGGAGUUACCCAGUGGAGUUGGAUCCAUGGCCAGCGUACAUCCAGGAGAGAGUAGAUCUGUUUGACAAACUCAAAGCUGAGGCCGACAUUGAGCUGGCAGCUAAGGAGCGAACUCCAAUCAAAGUGACCCUACCCGAUGGGAAGGAAGUAGAUGGCAAGGCGUGGGAGACCACUCCUUAUAUUAUUGCUGCUGGCAUCAGUCAGGGAUUGGCAGACAACUCGGUCGUAUCCAAGGUGAAUGGCGUUCUUUGGGAUUUAGACCGCCCUCUAGAGGAGGACAGCAAAGUGGAGUUGUUGAAGUUCACUGAUGACGAAGGGAAACAGGUGUUCUGGCACUCUAGCGCCCACAUGCUGGGAGAGGCCAUGGAGCGUCAUUAUGGAGGAUGUCUGUGCUAUGGUCCACCUAUCGAAAGCGGAUUCUUUUACGAUAUGUCUUUGGAGGGAAGACAAGUAUCAAGUAAUGAUUUCAAGUCAGUUCAGGAGGUUGUGAAGAAGAUCCAGAAAGAGAAACAACCGUUCGUCAGACUCGAGAUGAAGAAAGAAGAUCUACUCAAGAUGUUUGACUACAAUCUUUUCAAGAAACGCAUCCUGAAUGAAAAAGUUACCACUGCAACUACCACAGUUUACAGAUGUGGUCCAUUGAUUGAUCUCUGUCGAGGUCCUCAUGUACGUCACACUGGGAAAGUCAAGGCCAUGGAUGUCGUCAAGAAUUCUUCCACAUACUGGGGCGGUGACGCUACCGCAGAGUCUCUCCAGCGCAUCUAUGGGAUCUCGUUCCCUGACACCAAGCAACUGAAAGAAUGGCAACACUUCCAGGCUGAGGCUGCCAAGAGAGACCAUCGCAAACUGGGAAGGGAUCAUGAGUUGUAUUUCUUCCAUGAGCUAAGUCCAGGCAGUUGUUUCUUUCAACCCAAAGGGGCUCAUAUCUACAAUACGCUAAUCGACUACAUCAAGACUGAGUACAGGAAGCGAGGGUUUCAGGAAGUGAUGACUCCAAACAUAUACAACAGUAAACUAUGGGAGACAUCGGGCCAUUGGCAACACUACUCUGAUAAUCUCUUCUCCUUCAAAGUUGAAAAGGAAACAUAUGCUUUGAAGCCAAUGAACUGCCCUGGCCACUGCCUUAUGUUUGACCACCGCCCUCGCUCCUGGCGUGAACUGCCGCUCCGUAUGGCUGACUUUGGCGUGUUGCAUCGCAACGAGUUGUCUGGCGCCCUCACUGGCCUGACCAGAGUCAGACGCUUUCAGCAGGACGAUGCCCAUAUAUUCUGCACCCCGGAUAUGAUUCAGCAGGAGAUCAGAGGUUGUCUGGAUUUCUUCAAGACUGUGUACGACACGUUCGGCUUCACCUACAAACUCGCUCUGUCCACUCGCCCUAAGGAUUUCCUUGGGGACAUUGAGGUCUGGAACAGUGCUGAGAAGCAAUUAGCAGACACUCUGGAUGAGUUCACAAGUGAUUGGAAGUUGAAUCCGGAGGAUGGUGCUUUCUACGGACCAAAGAUUGAUAUCAACAUUCGGGAUGCAAUGAAUAGAUCUCAUCAAACUGCAACGAUCCAGCUUGACUUUCAGCUUCCCAUCAGAUUCAAUCUCAAAUACUCCAGCCAAGAUGGGACAGAGAAGACGCCUGUGAUGAUCCAUCGUGCCGUCUUAGGAUCUGCUGAGCGUAUGAUGGCCAUCUUGACUGAGCACCACGGAGGCAAAUGGCCUUUCUGGUUGUCUCCAACCCAAGCCAUGGUGAUUCCAGUCGGACCCGUCUUCAAUGAGUACGCCACAGAAGUCAAGGACAAGGUCUUUGAGGCAGGAUUCUGCUGUGAGGUUGACGUCGAUGCUGGUGAUACAAUGAAUAAGAAGAUUCGCAAUGCUCAGCUUGCCCAGUUCAACUUCAUCUUUGUUGUUGGAGAGAAAGAGAAGGCCAAUAACACUGUCAAUGUACGCACCAGGGACAACAAAGUGCAUGGAGAACACAGCGUAGAUGCCGUCAUAGAACGCUUCCAGAAGUUCAAGGCCACCAAGGUUCUCGACAGUGAAGAUGCAUUUUAAAUAAACAUGAAACAGCAGUGCAUUAUUUUUCCUAGCUCAACUGGGCUCAAUUUCAAAAAGCCUGUAAGCACAAACUCUUGUUAAAAACAGAACAGUAUUGCUUAACAGAAUCAA
This is a messenger RNA of Asterias rubens (European starfish), 2454 nucleotides long. RefSeq names its product threonine--tRNA ligase 1, cytoplasmic-like. Gene Ontology annotation, cellular component: cytoplasm. NCBI's taxonomy places the organism in Eukaryota, Metazoa, Echinodermata, Asteroidea, Forcipulatida, Asteriidae. The coding region runs from base 169 to 2340 and encodes 723 amino acids. The transcript has 19 exons. The record is from RefSeq and is a predicted model, not a curated record. Gene Ontology annotation, biological process: threonyl-tRNA aminoacylation. Gene Ontology annotation, molecular function: threonine-tRNA ligase activity; ATP binding.